CCGCAAAACUAUUGGACAGCCGAGCUGUCUGUCAAAUCUGUCGACUCUACUGGGGGAUGGACACCGACAAUCUCAGCAUCUGUGCCAAACGAUGAACGCUUUACCUGUUUCCGCGGUUUUAACUGGAAAAUAAAGCGACAGAACAUCAGCAGUCAACAUGUAUGGUUUUGUGAAUCACGCCCUGGAGCUCCUCGUUUUAAGGAAUUACGGUCCGGAAGUGUGGGAAGACAUCAAGAGGGAGGCUCAGCUUGAUAUUGAGGGUCAGUUUCUUGUUAGAAUAAUUUAUGAAGAUGCCAAAACCUAUGAUCUCGUGGCAGCUGCAAGUAAAGUUUUAAAGAUCAACGCUGGAGACAUCUUGCAGAUGUUUGGCAAGAUGUUUUUUGAGUUUUGCCAGGAAUCAGGAUAUGAUACUAUUUUGCGUGUCCUGGGCUCCAAUGUUCGAGAAUUCUUGCAGAAUCUGGAUGCACUACACGAUCACUUGGGCACCAUUUAUCCCGGAAUGAGAGCUCCCUCGUUUCGCUGCACGGAUGCAGAGAAGGGAAACAAUCUGAUUCUUCAUUACUACUCCGAGAGGGAGGGCUUACAAGAUAUUGUAAUUGGUAUCAUUAAAACUGUCGCCCAACAAAUCCACGGAACAGAGAUCGAGAUGAAGGUGAUCCAACAAAAAAGUGAAGAGUGCGACCACAUCAAGUUUCUCAUUGAGGAGAAGGACUCUGAGGAGGAGGCGUUCAAUGAAGACCUCGAUGGCUUUGAGGAGAACGGCACUCAGGAGACCCGGAUCAGCCCCUACACAUUCUGCAAGGCCUUCCCUUUUCACCUCAUGUUCGACAAGGACCUCAUGCUCACCCAAUGUGGGAAUGCCAUCUACAGAGUUCUGCCACAGCUCCAGCCUGGGAGCUGCAUCCUUCCAUCAGUGUUUUCUUUGGUCCGGCCUCAUAUCGACUUCAGUUUUCAUGGAAUUCUUUCCCACAUAAACACGGUCUUUGUUCUGCGGAGUAAGGAGGGCCUACUUAAUGUGGAGACGGUGGAGAAUGAGGAUGAGCUGACGGGGGUGGAGAUCAGCUGUCUGAGAUUGAAAGGGCAGAUGAUUUACUUGCCAGAGGCAGAGAACAUCCUUUUUCUCUGCUCACCCAGUGUUAUGAACUUGGAUGAUCUAACAAGGAGGGGGCUGUACCUGAGUGACAUCCCGCUGCAUGACGCCACCCGUGACCUGGUUCUGCUGGGUGAGCAGUUUCGGGAGGAGUACAAGCUGACCCAAGAGCUGGAAAUCUUGACAGAUCGCCUUCAGCACACUCUCCGGGCCCUGGAGGAUGAAAAGAAGAAGACUGAUAGACUGCUGUACUCUGUUCUCCCACCAUCUGUUGCCAACGAGCUGCGGCACAAACGGCCAGUCCCAGCGAAGCGCUACGACAACGUGACCAUCCUCUUCAGCGGCAUCGUCGGCUUCAACGCUUUCUGCAGCAAGCACGCCUCAGCCGAGGGCGCCAUCAAGAUAGUCAACCUGCUCAACGACGUCUACACACGCUUUGACAUCCUCACAGACUCCCGGAAAAACCCUUACGUGUACAAGGUGGAAACAGUUGGUGAUAAGUACAUGACGGUGAGCGGCCUGCCAGAGCCGUGCACGCACCACGCCAAGUCGAUCUGCCACCUUGCUCUCGACAUGAUGGAGAUCGCCGGACAGGUCAAAGUGGAUGAUGAAUCCGUACAGAUCACCAUCGGCAUCCACACAGGAGAAGUGGUAACCGGGGUGAUUGGGCAGAGGAUGCCCAGAUAUUGCCUGUUUGGAAAUACAGUCAACCUCACAAGUCGUACUGAAACAACUGGCGAAAAAGGAAAAAUUAACGUCUCAGAAUACACUUACAGGUGUUUGCAGUGUGCAGAGAACGCGGAUCCUCAGUUUCAGUUGGAGUACCGCGGCCCCAUCACCAUGAAAGGGAAGAAGGAGCCAAUGAAGGUGUGGUUUCUUUCAAGGAAAAGCGGCGACACUGACAAGGCAUAACCGACCAACACACAACUAACUUCCCCUCGAGGGUUUAGUCACCAACAUUUCAUUCCAGUCUUGUGACUUGAUGAGGUAUUGAUCAAAACACAUUAGGUGAACUACUAAGGUAUUCUUGGUCCAAAACAUUUGAGUAUUUUUAGUGGAAAAAGUCACAAUUUUUGUACUAUCUUUGCUCACAUGUUUUCUCUCAUGAUCUCUCUGUUUACUAAUAUUUGUGCAGCGCGUCAGAAAAUACUGCAAAUACUCCUGAAAGCUUUUGAUAAAAAAGUCAACCUUUGGUGCUGUUGUUUAGCAUUUUCACACACUUAAACCAUCACAGAGAAUCCUGUGUGCCAUAUCACUUUUAACCAAUAAAAACAUUUCAUUUAAUGGAUUAUUUAGUAUUAUUAUGUAUUAGAACUUUGAUAUAAAACACUGACAUUCUGUAUUGCAGCUAUUAAAGAAAAUUAUUUGUAAAUCUUAAAAAUAAAUAUGUAACAAUUUGUGACUUAGAAAACUAUUUUUUUCUGAAGGUUAUAGAAACAUCAAGAACAUUGUUGUAGUAGAUAAAUCACUACAUUUCAAAGCUAUGGAAUCAAUUUACAUGUGUAAUUAUUAGCCAUUUAUAGCACACGUUAUAAGUAAAAAAAAAGUAUGAUCUCAAAGUAUUCUAUAAAUAAAAAAACUAAUUAUUGAACAAUGAGCAAAGCUUUUUUUAAUCAUUAAAUGUCUUUCACAAAACCUUUAAAUAGCUACACUGUGUGUAACACUGAUAACACCUUUAUUUUGCACUUAUCUGAUUCACUCUGCUUUUACAAGUGGUACUACAAAAUAAAAUGUCUUAUUUUUGUUUCACAGUUGUUUUAGAUGCUCUUUAAUGUUGGCAUAUUUAUUGUUUGUUUUGAGUUACUUUGUAUUUAUUCUGCUUUGUUGAUGAUUCAAACAGUUAUAAAUGUAUUGUUCACCUCCAAAAAAAUAUAAUAGACUUAUUUAUGGUUUAAACUCA
Molecule: messenger RNA, 2990 nt
Organism: Oryzias melastigma (Indian medaka)
Lineage: Eukaryota; Metazoa; Chordata; Actinopteri; Beloniformes; Adrianichthyidae
Gene: gucy1b1
Product: guanylate cyclase 1 soluble subunit beta 1
Exons: 13
Coding region: 158-2002 (614 amino acids)
Biological process (GO): response to oxygen levels; cGMP biosynthetic process
Cellular component (GO): guanylate cyclase complex, soluble
Molecular function (GO): guanylate cyclase activity; heme binding
Source: RefSeq, a predicted model, not a curated record